GUGUUACCCUAUCGAUGUGUGUCACAAGGUGAGGCCCGCUUCACAAGCAUCUCCUUAAUGAGGUCAAAGCUUGCUGCCAUCGCUUACUAAUAUAGUUGACUCAACGAAAUGUAUUCGCUACUGAUGGCAUUUAGUUUGAUAGUCACAAUGACUAGUGUAGUGCAGCAAGUGACGAGUGACGUCUUUACUUCCGUGACACUGAUUAAAGACAUGGUGUUAAAAGAAAGAGAGAUAGUGGACAGAAUACAAGAGUCCACGCAAAGACUAGUAUCUAAUGGAUAUAGUCAGUUGACUAGAUUUUAUCACAAAAGACUGGCAACAAUAAAUAGUCGCAACUUUUCUAGAGAAAUUGAAAGACUUAAUCAUCCCAAUGGUAUUUAUUUAAUCAUAAAAGAGUUUUUUGAAGACUAUAUUCCUUUAAGGAAAUAUUUGACUGAUUAUGAAUCGGCCAACAUUGAAUCGAUUUUAUCAGAAGUGGCAGGGGAGCAGGACAUGGAAGGUGCCAGAGAAUCUUUGAUUCGCCUUCAGGAAGUCUACAAUUUGCAACCACGGGAAAUGGCCAAAGGCAAUUAUCUGAACUACAAAGGUCCAGAACUUAGUGCUUCAGAUGUUUAUCUCAUUGGGAAAACUGCAUUCACAAUUGAGAAAUAUCCACAAGCGGUUCAAUGGUUGACCACAGCUGUUGAUUUAAUGAGUAAGGAUAUUGCAAUCACUGGCCCAUACGUGGAAACGCCCUCCUUUGGGAUGAUAUCCACAGGAAACACUGCCUUCUUGACUGAUGCACAAACAUAUCUUGGAAGAUCUUUACUACGAGUUGGCGAUCAAGAAAAUGCUAGGAAGUUGUACAUGAGCUUAGUAACAGAUGAUAUUGAAAAUAAGAACAUUCAAACUCUAGGAUAUGAGUUGAAAAGCGUUGGGACAGUAGAAAUUGGCCAGAACCAAGUCAUCACGAAAUUUUACAAUUUGUGCCAACAACAGAGCAAAACAUCAGAGCCAACAUCAAUGGAUUCUCGUUUGAGGUGCCGAUUUGCGUACAUUCUUUUACCUUACUAUCGUUUCCACGAGGAGAUACUCUCUAACACACCUUACAUCAGCAUGUUUUAUGACGUCAUCACAUCCACAGACGCGGAGAGGAUUAAAAAGGACAGCUCUGCAAUAGGGUUGACUCGUGGGAAAAUCUCGCCCGGUCUAUUGAAUGAGACCACAUCGUCAUUUAGAACUAGUCACGUAACUUUUUUGUCUGAUGAGAAGUCGGAGGCAGCGGCCUUUUUAUCACGUAGAAUAUCUUAUCUGACUCACUUGGAUGCAAGCAAACAAGCGGCGGAACCUCACCAGGUGGUCAACUAUGGACUAGGUGGACAUUAUGCUCUACAUCUAGACGUUUUUCUGGAAGAGAGAGCCGAGAUGAAGGCAAGAUUUGAGAACUACGGAAACAGAAUGGCAACGUUUCUAAUCUAUUUAACCGAUGUUGAACGAGGGGGAUCUACUGCGUUUCCUGGAGCUGAUCUGGUUGUUUCCCCUACAAAGGGGAAUGCAGUAUUUUGGUACAGUUUUACUCCAGAUGGCGAAAUAGAUCACUUAACUGAACAUGCUGGUUGUCCAGUAGUUAUAGGAGAAAAGUGGAUCAUCAACAAAUGGAUCUGGACUUACGGUAACACGUUCACCAGACGGUGUGGUUUGAAACCCAAUGCAUCCCAGCUUGAUAUAGAACGUGAAAUGUACAGUGGAUAUACAGGAAAACACAAGAAACAAAGGGACUAGAAAAUAGAGUGUGGAGAAACGUGUUUUUUGUCAGUAGACUUUGAAGCUAAGUGUUGUCAUUUCCAUAUGGUUAUGUUUGUUGAAAUAAAUGUAACUUAUACAUUGAUUUAUAGUUUCAAAUGUACUUUCUAUAUCUAUAAUGUAUUCCAUUAUGUAAUAUGUACGAAAGAAUUAAACUUUUUUUAUUGUAUUUAAUUAACUUCUUUCGUAGUAACCUACAUUCUUUCUUUUUUAUUUAAAUACAUUCCUCACAAAAAAAUGAAGAUUAUUAUAUCUCUGUGUAAUGUUACUAAUAAACAAAAGUUA
Biomphalaria glabrata is the source of this 2067-nucleotide messenger RNA. Its product is annotated as prolyl 4-hydroxylase subunit alpha-3-like. The transcript has 16 exons. NCBI's taxonomy places the organism in Eukaryota, Metazoa, Mollusca, Gastropoda, Planorbidae. The record is from RefSeq and is a predicted model, not a curated record. Bases 109 to 1761 code for a protein of 550 amino acids. Gene Ontology annotation, biological process: peptidyl-proline hydroxylation to 4-hydroxy-L-proline. Gene Ontology annotation, molecular function: L-ascorbic acid binding; iron ion binding; protein binding. Gene Ontology annotation, cellular component: endoplasmic reticulum.